Messenger RNA from Guillardia theta CCMP2712, 915 nucleotides. RefSeq lists its product as hypothetical. Lineage: Eukaryota; Cryptophyceae; Pyrenomonadales; Geminigeraceae. The coding region runs from base 13 to 915 and encodes 300 amino acids. The transcript is spliced from 7 exons. The record is from RefSeq and is a predicted model, not a curated record.
CUUUGUCGGGCGAUGAGGGCGGGUUUGGCGGUAGCGCUUGUGCUGGCACUGGCGCCAUGGCGGACGAGCACGUUCGAGAUGGAGUGGAGCGAAGAUGCUCUGAGUCUCUUCCACCAGCGCCACCGGCUCAGCCAGCCUGAGCUGGAGGUGGAUCCCCGCGUGCAGGCUCGGAUGGACAAGUACAUGAUCGAGGGCAUGAACGAUGUGAUCGGAUGGUUCGACCUGCAGGCUCUGCUCGUCCUCCGAGUCCUUUCGGCGCAUCAGAUCAAGAAAGGGGUGGAAGGAGGUGUGGCGGAGAUAGGAGUCCACCACGGCAAGACCUUCACGGCCCUGAGCCUCAUGAACUUGGACGCUGGGAGGCAAGGAGGACGAGCUGUCGCGAUCGACGUCUUCGAGGAGCAGGAUCUCAACGUGGAUGGAUCGGGAGAAGGCGACCGGCAGGAGCUCUUGCGAACGCUGGAAAGAUGGUGCGGGGAUGUCUGCGUGACACCAGACAAGCUCGCCAUCCUACAAACCGACUCGAUGAUCCUGCAGCCUGAGCAGGUGCUGCAAGCGAACGACAAAAAGAAGCUGCGGAUCUUCUCGAUCGACGGCUCCCACACGGCUGAGGCCACAUACAACGACCUGUCAAUCGCGGCUCGCGUGCUCGCACAGGACGGCAUCAUUAUGGUGGACGACUUCUUUGCUGAGGGGUGGCCCGGCGUCUCCGAGGGAGUCAUGAGGUUCUACUACAACCAGUCGAGCCUCGACGAAGCCCCGCUUGUGCCCUUCUUCGUGGGGUUCAACAAGGUCGGCCUCCUCCUCGAUGGCCGUGCUGUUGGUGAGGACCUUGCUAGGUUCUGUUCGCGCGGGAGGAGGUCGCGAGCGAGUACAUCGACAAGCUGUGAGAGGAAGGAUCCUGCCAGCUUCCGGUGA